Melitaea cinxia (Glanville fritillary) is the source of this 5745-nucleotide messenger RNA. RefSeq names its product arginine-glutamic acid dipeptide repeats protein (gene Gug). The record is from RefSeq and is a predicted model, not a curated record. Gene Ontology annotation, molecular function: transcription corepressor activity. Lineage: Eukaryota; Metazoa; Arthropoda; Insecta; Lepidoptera; Nymphalidae. The coding region runs from base 262 to 5745 and encodes 1827 amino acids. The transcript has a single exon. Gene Ontology annotation, cellular component: nucleus.
AGUGCGUGACUUUAAUUAUCACAGUGAAUGUACAUCGUAUGUGUUAAUAAAUUGAAGUAUAAUGCAUCCUGUAAUGGUGGCCAUUAGGAGUAAUAAUUAUGUGUAUUGGCAUACUUACGGUCGUACAGACCAUCAAUGAUAUUAAAACUGAAUUAUAGUGUACGUUAAUGUUAAAUUUAGAGAAAACACUAUGUAAAGUUUAAGUGUUUAUGUUAUGUGAGUGAGAGAUAAUAACCAGUGUCAAUAACAAUUACUUAUAUCAUGGCCCAAAAUCAAGGGGAUGUACAAGUUACACCGACCCAACCUGUUAAAGAUAAAGAUAUUUACGCUUGUCUUCCUGAUAUACGUACAAACGGUCCACUGGGGCCUGACGAGCCUUGUCCUGGUGGAGAGGAAUUGAGAUGGUUGCCUGCUCAGGCCACAGACAGAGAUCUUGUUAUGUACUUGAGGGCCGCACGUUCAAUGGCAGCGUUUGCAGGUAUGUGUGAUGGAGGUUCUCCUGAUGAUGGCUGUGUAGCAGCCAGUCGUGACGAUACUACUAUAAAUGCUUUAGAUGUCUUACAUGACUCGGGCUAUGAUCCUGGUAGGGCUCUACAAGCUCUCGUGAAAUGUCCCGUCCCAAAAGGAAUUGAAAAGAAAUGGACAGAGGAAGAGUCAAAACGAUUUGUUAAAGGUAUACGUCAGUUUGGAAAGAAUUUCUUCAAGAUUAAAAAAGAUUUACUUCCACAUAAAGAUACAGCAGAGUUGGUUGAGUUUUACUAUUUGUGGAAGAAGACUCCGGGUGCUAGUAGCAAUAGACCUCAUAGAAGGCGUCGUCAAGCAUCGUUAAGACGUGUACGUAAUACACGAAACUCACGUGCAGGAACACCAAAGGAACAAACUCCUGAAGCUACACCUACUGUGCCCGAUACAAAUGGUUCUCGUCCUUCACCUAAUCCGAAAGAGGCAGGAGAAAUGAGUUCAGUAACAGAAGAUGAAAAUUCUGAAGAUGAUAGUGAUUCGAGGGAGGCAGGGGACCUUGCUAAGGCUGAUAAUUGUAGAGGUGAUAAUCCAGACGAUUCACCCAGUAGAAUGAGAACAAGAAAUAAAUCAAAAGAACAAACUACACCAAGUGGUAAGAAAGGUCAAGAUGAAAGUGAUAAUGACACAAAAAUUAAGAAACCUACUAAACAAUCCACACAAAGUACAAAUAAUAAUAUUCAAGAGAAAGUUUUGUCUUCACCUUUGAGUAAAGAAAGUAAAAAGAAAGUCGCUGUUAAUGGUAAAGUGGAUGUGUCAAAAGUUAAAAAACGACUCCCAGAUGAUACAAAACCAGAAGGUAUUAUGGAUGGUGACGUUCAAAUGAAGAAAAAGAAAGCAGCGGAGCCACCUGAAAGUCCAUCAGAAAGCUUAACAAAUGAUAGUUUUCCCGCUAUGGAUGAAACAGAAAGUGCAGAGCCAGAACCUGAGGCUUGUGACUUUAGUUUUAACAAAACUGAUAAAGAAAAUUCAGAACAAAAUAAAGAAAGUGAACAAGAGCAACUGCAAAAGCCUGUAGAAUCUCAAGUAAAAGCUGAAUUAAAUUCUGAGCCUGUAAUAAAAACAGAAAAAGAUACUUUGCCUCCUAUCUAUAAAACAAUUCCUGAAAAGGAAGACAGAGCCGUAGACCUAAAAACUGAUUCAACUAAAAAUCAAAUGGAAAAUAUGGAGCAGAGAGUUCAUCCUCUUUUUCCUAAAACUGAACUUAUUAUACCUAAAGUUACACCUAUGUCUACAGAAGUCAUGGAGAAAAUUAAAAUUAAGGAAGAAAUCGAUACAGAAGAACAAUCACUUAAUUUACAAAAGGAGGACUUCCAGAAAGAUCCAUUAGCUCAUAAUUUUUCAGGACAUGCAUUAAGUCAAUCAAGCAAACCAUUAAAUUUAGAAAACACAAACUACUUUGUUAAAGAUAAUCAUAUGUAUAAUCCAAAACUUAAUCAUAACAUUAAAAUUGAAGGGGUUCCAAGCAAUAUUUUCAAUCCAGCCAUAUCCAAAGAAAACUCAAUUAUACGAAAUACAAAAGAUUUUACAAGUGGUAUGCCACCAUUUUCUUAUCCACCGAAUAUCAAUUUUGCUAAUGAUCCUAGUAAACACAAUCCUAUAAUUAAUCCUUUGAAAACAGUAAUAAAGCUAGAGCCAAGAGAUGAAACAAAUGAAAUGAAAAAUCAGAAUACAGCUGAAAUAUUUACUGCAACUAUAUCUACAGCAAACAAGGUGGAUUCCCCUAGUACACCUCGUUUAGAUUCUAUGCAGAGAAUCAGUCCCUCACCAACAAAUACAAGAGCAUCUUCUCCACCACAUAUGGAACAUCCAGUUACUACAAACACAGAACCUAUUUCACCUGCUAAUGCUCAAGAAAUGAAGCCUCAAGAAUCUGAUGUCGAAGAAAAACAACCCACAGACUUAAAAACGCAGCCAAUGUCAAAACUUGAUAAUCAAAAUGCCAGUUUAAGACCACCAAUAUUCCAACCAGCAUUAAGGCCAGAAAAUCUAGGUAUUAGGUCAACUGAAGCUUCUAGUACUCCAGUAUCUGGCCAAAAUAUGCCACCUCCACUUAGUCAACCGUCAAUUACUGGGCUAUUACCUCCAGGCCCCCUUAUAUCAGUUGGUGGUGCAUCUAAUGUUGGACCAUACAGUUUUAUGCCAGCAUCUUUAUAUGGACAUCCUGGACAUCCGGGCUUAGACAAACCUAGUUCUCUGCCACCCUUAAUGCAGCAAGUGCCUCCAUCUCAUGCUCUUCCUGCUUCAAGUUUGAUUUCUCAACAAUCUAAUCAAAAUGACCCAUCUAUGCCGCAAGAUCUUAAAAUAAAACAAGAGAUACCUGAUAAUAUGCCAGCAAAUUUAUCAACACAAAAUGUAUCUGAUCCUUUACAAUCACUUAAAGAAGUGAAAGUACCAGGGUAUCCUAUUGGAAGUGCAAUUGCUCAACACUUAAGCUCAGAAAGAGAUAGAGAAUCAAUAUCAAGUGUUGAAAACAGUAGCAGACCACCAAGUCAACCACCAAAUGAAAAUUCAAAUAUGCCAAGUGCUUUCCUUGGUCCAAGGAUAGAAAGUAUAAAGAAAGAACCAGAUUUCCUACACCAACCUCAUAUAACACCAGUGUCGACAAGUCAAGGAAGUGGAUCAGAUACAGGAAGUACAGCGCCGCCAGUUAAGAGUCCUCAUACACCUACUCCUAUAAAAAGUCAACCGAGUCAUAAUGGUACUCCUGGUCAUCCACACCCUUCAGCAACCACUUCGCCUUUUUCGAGGCAUUUAACAAGCCCAUCUCAGCCGAGACAAAUUUCAGCUUCACCUGUUCAACCACAUACUCCAGUAUCACAUUCAGCCCUUAAUUUAAUGAAUCCAACACCUCUCACAAUACCAGCGACAAUGUCUGGUCCAGUUAUACAUUCAAGUCAACAACAUGGACCUCCACCACCACAUCCAUUCGCUUCGCCUUUGCAUCAUCCUCAUCAUCCUUUACUUCACCCAUCGUCAAUUUUCCAGUUGUCUGCUGCAGCGGCAGCACAUGCAAUGCAUCCUUAUUAUUCACAUCCACAUCCUGGUUACUCCAUGCCUUAUCCUUAUCCAUAUGGACCAUUACCGCAACAUCACCCAAUACCACCAAUGCACCCACCUUCAAGUACUCCGGGGAGACAUGACCCAGUGAAACCAUCGACUAUUGAAUCCACUACUAUGCUCAGUGCUCAUCAUAGCACAAGCUCAUCUGUAACAACAAGAUCACUAAGAGAAAUUUCUGAAAGCUCAGAUGAUCCAAGAAACCCGAAUGCAACUACAGAAAGACACCAGUUGCAUGAAACGACAAUGACUCAUCAUCAUUCAACAAGCCAUCACAGUGCAGUUCAUACAAGUACUGAAAAACAACCCAGUCACGUUGGAGGAGGUACAAAUCAUACUUUGUCCAUUUCGCAUUCUACAUCUAGUAGUUCAUCGCAAUCUAUUCAACACAAAAUUAAUACACAACAAAAAUCCAGCUCUCAUUCAAGUUCUCCUCUUCAUUUAUCGGCAAGUGUUUCGCAAACAACUAGCAGUUCUUCAAGUGUUAAUGUUACGAAUAAUCAUACACAUCAUCAUUCGCAUCAUCUUGCACAUCACCCAGAACGGCUAUCUCCUGCGGAUUCAAUGUUACUUAGACAUCACCCUAAAAUGUUACCUGGUAACCCAAAUCAUCUUAUGAUUCAACCCCCUUCAAUGGGUCAUCCAGGUUUAAGUUUAGGUUUACCACCCGGUCCUGGUCCAAGCUCCAUUGAAAGCUUAAGACUGCAUGCUCAAGCUGCGGCGGGAUUGCAAUCAUCACAUCCCCGAUCAGGUUCUCCUCAUCAAUUACCACAUGGGCAUCCACAUUUACGUGGACCACAGCGACCAUUACCAGAUGAUAAUCCAGAAUUAAAACUCGAGACACAGUCUCAACCUGAAGAGGAAGAAAUUCCCAGUCCUGCUCACAUACCACAUGGACCUAGUCCAGAACCGAAGAUUGAAGAUACUGAAUGUCACAGAUCACAAUCUGCUAUAUUUUUAAGACACUGGAACCGAGGAGAUUACAAUUCGUGUACUCGUACUGACCUGAUAUUUAAACCUGUUCCGGAAUCAAAACUUGCUCGCAAAAGAGAAGAAAGACUUAGAAAGCAAGCUGAAAGAGAUAGAGAGGAAAGAGAAAAGAUUGCACAGCAAGCUCAUAGAAAAAUUGCUACACCUGAAAAGCCGGAAACAAAACCGCCAUCUCGGGGUGCUAUUGAAACGAUAACCUCUCCAUAUGACAGAUUUCCCCGGCCACCCGGAUAUCCAGAUACUCCAGCUUUACGACAAUUAUCAGAAUACGCUCGGCCACAUGCAGGUUUUAGCCCAGGUAAUAUUCCUCGACAUUGCAUGGACCCAAUGCUGCAGUAUCAAUUAAGUUCUAUGUAUGGGGCUGCUGGCGCCAGAGAGAGACUAGAACUUGAACACCUAGAAAGGGAAAAACGAGACAGAGAAAUAAGAGAGCUACGAGAACGUGAAUUAAACGACCGAUUAAAGGAAGAACUACUUAAAAAUAACGUUGGACCUCGCGCUUUGGAUCCACACUGGAUUGAAAUGCAUAGGAGAUAUGGUAUGCCUCCUCCGCCUCCACAAGGAGCAAUUCCUGUACAGUUUGGACUAUAUCCACCAGGUCAUGGGCCUGCAGCACUUUCUCAGUUAGAAAGAGAACGGCUUGAAAGACUCGGAAUUCCCCCUGCGGGGGCGGCGGGUCCUCCGCCAUCAGUACCAGUGUCAGGAGCACCAUCACAUCAUCCUCAUCAUCCACAUCCUGGAGUGGCAGCUGCACAGUUAGAGGCUGCGGAAAGACUAGCGCUAGCUGCAGAUCCUAUGGUGCGGUUGCAAAUGGCAGGAAUAAAUCCGGAAUAUCAUGCACACACUCAUGCUCACACGCAUGCACACUCUCAUACGCAUUUACACCUCCAUCCAGGGCAACAAGCCGCGCAAGCGCAACAAGAUGCUUUAGGUUUGAGUCUCGGUGCAGGCGCACCUUAUAGACCAUUGCCACAUCCAGACCUCUUAGGCAGGCCGUAUGCCGAACAGCUGGCUCAGCAAGCCGCCGCCCAUGAGCAGUUGCAACGACAACUGUUGCUCGAACGCGAACGAGGCUUUUUACACCCAGCUCACCACGAAGACUUCCUCCGGCAGCAGCGUGAGCGUGAGUUGAAGGUGAGAGCACUAGAAGAGGCGGCGCGGGCGUCGCGACCGUAG